UUUAGCAACAGAAAGUGAUACGCAGAGAUAUAAUUUCGGGCUACCUCAUCAUUUUUAUCCCUUGUCUCGAAGCCUUAACAGAGGUUAAGCGGGAAGUUUGAGUAAAAGUUGGUUAUACAUAUCAACAAUGGAGGACAUUCCGAUCGCAAUGAGAGCCAAGCGCAAGCGUGGCCGCCCGCGCAAGGACAGCAACCUCUGCAGCGCAUCCACCUUACCCUCACCGGAGUACUCAACCCUCAUGAGAAACCACACCGCCAAUCAAUCCAUCUACCCGACUCCUCCGGCACCAGCAGCAGAUCCCGACAAGAACCCCACCAUCGCAGACGACCCCAUGGUGGGGUCCGCGGUCUACGGCGUGGUGGAGGGCUCCUUCGACGCCGGAUACCUCAUCUCCAUCCGAAUCGGCAACAGCCUCACCCCCUUCCGCGGCCUCGUCUUCCAGCCGCGAAACGUCGUCGCUUUGACCCCCUCAAACGACGUCGCUCCGCACGCCAAAAUGCACCAAAGAAGAGAAAUCCAAAUCCCUAUCCCCUUGCCCCCCCAAGCCCCCGCCAAUCCCGACGAAGGCAAAACCGCUUAUAACGUCGCCGGAAACCUGAGGAUGGUGGAGGAAGACGAAGUGAUGCAAGCCUUCGAGGUCUCCACGUCACCAGGCGGAGGAUCGAAGAGUAAUUUACCAAACAACGGCGAUUCGGGGGCAAAUCACGAAGCUCCGCCGCCGCUGCCGAAUCUGCAGAUGUGCCACGGCGGCGGCGUGGAAUUGUCGCAGGUGAGGCAGACGAAUCUGUUCCAGGAUGUGAAUUUCCAGGAGAAUAUGUUCAGCAAUCACCGGGAGAGUCCGAAUCUGAAGCUGGAUUUGGGAUUCGCGGCGCAGAAGGAGAAGCAGAUGGCGGAGGUAUACAAUUCGGUGCUGAGAGGGAUGAAAAACCCUAGCAUCGGAUUCCAUCAGGCGCUGGUGGCGGGGAAUCCGCUGCUGCUGCCGCCGGAUCUGAUAGGGGAGCCGCUGGAGUUCAUGAUGGAGAAGCCGAAGUCGCCGCCGAGCCCGCAGACGGAGGCGCAGUCGAGAAUGGUGGGGAGUGGGGAGGGGUUUGGCGGUGGGGAGGCGAUGAACAGCGCGACGUCGCCGGCGGGUGUGAACGCGAGGAUUGUUGAUAUGGAUUUCAUGAUCAUGCAGCAAACCCACACCAAUAAUUAA
Molecule: messenger RNA, 1195 nt
Organism: Salvia splendens (bonfire salvia)
Lineage: Eukaryota; Viridiplantae; Streptophyta; Magnoliopsida; Lamiales; Lamiaceae
Exons: 2
Coding region: 128-1195 (355 amino acids)
Source: RefSeq, a predicted model, not a curated record